Xenopus tropicalis (tropical clawed frog) is the source of this 1891-nucleotide messenger RNA. It is a transcript of the gene lgalsl, whose product is annotated as lectin, galactoside-binding-like. The record is from RefSeq and is a predicted model, not a curated record. NCBI's taxonomy places the organism in Eukaryota, Metazoa, Chordata, Amphibia, Anura, Pipidae. The transcript has 5 exons. The coding region runs from base 246 to 758 and encodes 170 amino acids. Gene Ontology annotation, molecular function: carbohydrate binding.
GUCUCCUCCAUUCACACACAUAGCAACUCCUCCUCCAUCGCCACCUCCCCUCUCCCCAGCUGGUGGGAAGGUUUUGCAGUGCCAGGUCAGCCCCGGCUUCCUUCUGUUCUGUGCGCCGGCUGAGCUGGACUCAGACCUGCCCUCCCAUCCCCUGCUACUGUCACCUCCUCCUUCUCCCUCCCGGGCUCCAGCUGAUCCGGUGCCCCCCGCAGCCUUUGCUUAUCCGUGCUAGGCUUCGCUACAAGAUGGCGGGAUCCCUGGUUGAAAGCGAAGCACUGAUGGGCGUUAGACGUUUGAGCAGUCCCUUAACGUCCCCGGUACAAGCUGAGGUUUAUUUUCCACGACUGACAGUUCCAUUCUGUGGCCAUAUAAAAGGAGGCAUGAGACCAGGAAAGAAAAUCCUUAUUAUGGGGAUUGUUAACCUGGAGCCAAAGAGUUUUGACAUCAGGUUGACAUGCGGGGACUCAGAAGAUCCAGCAGCCGAUAUUGCCAUUGAGCUGAGAGCAGAGUUUGCUGACAAACAGCUUCUAAGGAACGCUUGUGUAUCCGGAAAGUGGGGAGAAGAAGAAUCAGCAAUACCUUAUUUCCCCUUCAUUGCAGAUCAGCCUUUCAGGGUAGAGAUACACUGCGAGCACCCGCGGCUCAGGAUAUUUGUGGAUGGACAUCAGCUGUUUGAUUUUUAUCAUCGCGUCGAGACACUUUCAGCCAUUAACACAAUUAAAAUUAACGGUGACCUACAACUGACCAAACUUGGUUGAUGACUGCGAUGUUCCUGUGCCACCAGUGGACUAGUUCAACUGCAACCAUGCAAGGUCACCAAGCAGCGCAGUUCCUUCUGCCAGCAACCCCAGUGACCUUGUAUUUACUUCUGAGAGUAACAGGCCGAGAGACUAUAGUCACAGAGAGACAGUUUUUAUUUGAUUGUAGUAAUGGACAGUGCGGUACUUCACAGGUGGCUGCCAUGUAUAUUACCUACAAUUAUUCUUUUUUUUUUUUUUUUGACCUGGACUACAAUAAACUGGAAACUGCAAGUCACAUGACUUGUGCUUCUUUUUUAAUUUUUGGUUUGUUCUGAAAUAUAUCUGCCAUGUGUAUGCCACUUACACCAUGCAGCCAAUGAAUGAAAGAGAUUUCAGUUGUAUGCCUUUCAUUGAUUGGUUUGACAGUAGCAGUUUCCUUUUUUUUCUAAUUUCCUUGGUUUUAGCAUGUAGCAAGUACAUAUAUUUUUUGGCAAUGGGGGGAAAAGACUGCUACUUUAAUACUAUUAUAUCACAAGGCCCUUACAUCGUGCUCUUGGGAGCAGUGGGCCUGCAGUGUGGCAAAAAAGGUUAAUAUAUAACCAUUUUUUAACAAAGUGCUAAAAUAACAUCCAAACAAAAACACUUUUUUUUGUAAAAACAUUGUUUCUGCACUGAAGUGUACUAGCCUAGCACAACAAUAUAUUUAUAUUUAGUCAGGGUAUUUGCAUAGAAUGUAGAGUAUGUUUCUUUGCACUGUGUAUUGUUGACACUUAUACCGCUUUGAUGGUAGUUUAUUUAUCUAUUGUACGUAGCAAUAGAACAAUCCACGGCAUUCUUUGCCUCUGAGAUAAAGUCUGUAACCAUUUUGAAUGUACGAAUGUGCUUUUGGGUCAGCGUUCAUCCUUGUCACAUCUCAUGAACUUAAGGUAUUUAAUGUAGGUUUUUUCACACUAGUUAGCUAGACAGGAUGAUGCCGGGUAAUGAAUGUGAUUUUCAUGCUUUUUACAUUUUUUGUAAUGACUCACAAGUAUUAAGACAAUUCUGCCAUUUUUUUGUAAUUUGUUAAGAACUCAGACAGUGAUUCCAAAAAUCAAAAAGAAAAUCUAUUCUGAGAAUAAAAACAUUGAAACACAAGCUGAUAAAGACAAUAA